Messenger RNA from Penicillium antarcticum, 957 nucleotides. Its product is annotated as intradiol ring-cleavage dioxygenase. The record is from RefSeq and is a predicted model, not a curated record. The transcript is spliced from 2 exons. Gene Ontology annotation, molecular function: ferric iron binding; oxidoreductase activity, acting on single donors with incorporation of molecular oxygen, incorporation of two atoms of oxygen. NCBI's taxonomy places the organism in Eukaryota, Fungi, Ascomycota, Eurotiomycetes, Eurotiales, Aspergillaceae. Bases 1 to 957 code for a protein of 318 amino acids.
AUGCACUUCCCAAAGCUCCUCGUCCUAGCAGGCGUCGCCACAAUGGCAACAGCCCACCCAGGCCCUCACCACGAACCAAGCAAACGUGAACUAUCCCGGCGCAGCAACCUUUCAGCCCGCUGCUCCGACCACGUCGGCAACUACAAUGCAAAGCGCAUAAAGCGCAAUCUCCACAAGCGUUUCCCAGGCGCAACAAGCAACACAACGUACCAAAUCCAAACAGAAGGAAACUACUACAACACCAUCCAGAACGACACCUGCGUCUUGACACCGGAGGUGAUAGAAGGACCGUACAUCUGGUCGCAGUCGCAGACCCUCCGCCAAGAUAUGACAGAGGACCAGCCCGGCGUCCCACUCUGGCUUGACGUCGGCGUGUUGGAUAUGGAGACCUGUGAACCGCUAGAAGGUGUCCUAGUUGAUUUCUGGCAUUGCAAUGCGACAGGCUCGUACUCCAGUUUCACGGGAUUGUCGCCUAACACGCCUUUCUCGGAGUUGCUUGAGCAGCUGAAUGUUACUGAUUUUGCCACUGCGGAUCUGCAUACUGAUGAUACGACUUUCUUGCGAGGAAUGUGGCCUACGGAUAAGCAUGGUAUGAUGGAGAUGAAGACUAUUUUCCCUGGUUUCUACGUCGAACGCUCAAUUCACAUCCACGUCCAGGUGCAUACGGACUGGACCGUCCGUGGAAACGGCACAAUGGCCUACGGCAAGACUGUCAGCACUGGUCAGCUUUACUUCGACGAGCCCUUAUCGCAAAAGAUCAUGGCUCUUGGGCCGUAUGUUUCCCACACGGAGGUCAACCGCACGACGAAUGCUGUUGAUGGUAUUUUCAGUGGUGGCACUGCCAAUGGAUAUAACCCUAUUGUUUCUGUUGUUCCUGUUGACGGUAAUGAUGUUACCAAAGGUAUGAUUGGAUACAUCACUAUCGGUGUUGAUAAGACUGCUGUUGAAGAUGAGUAG